Molecule: messenger RNA, 1274 nt
Organism: Papaver somniferum (opium poppy)
Lineage: Eukaryota; Viridiplantae; Streptophyta; Magnoliopsida; Ranunculales; Papaveraceae
Product: delta-like protein D
Exons: 4
Coding region: 58-837 (259 amino acids)
Biological process (GO): heterophilic cell-cell adhesion; establishment or maintenance of epithelial cell apical/basal polarity
Cellular component (GO): plasma membrane; protein-containing complex
Source: RefSeq, a predicted model, not a curated record
UUUUUUAGGUACUCUGUUGUUUUUUUUUUUGCUCUGUUGAUUAUUGCAUUGCCUAAAAUGUUCACAUUUUCAAGAACAAGAAGAAAAUCAAAACUAAAUUUUCAUCAAAAACUAAUAUUUCUUAAUGUGAUUCUCUUAUUUUUCUUAUCUUCUUCUUGUUUCUCAUUACCUUGUGAUGAUAUUCGUUGCAAAACCAAAUCUUGCAAUGAGAAUGGAACUUGUAUUUGCAAUUUGCCAGAUCCAUCGACAAUUCUGAAUGGAGAUCGACAAUUUCUUGGGGGGAAAUUUUGUGAUGAAGAAGUAACAAUGUGUGAUGGAACAAAUUCAUUUUGGUGUGGAAAUGGUGGAAUAUGUAAUGAGUUGAUUCAUGGUGAAAAGUAUACAUGUAAAUGUGGUCCUAGUUACAUUGGUGAACAUUGUGAGUACAGAGGAGCUCCUUGUGGGAAGAUCUAUUGUUUUCAUCUAGCUCAAUGUUUGUUUGAGGUUGAAGGUGAUGUUUGUGAUUGUCCCCCAAAUUGGAAAGGAAGUGUUGAUUGUUCAUUACCUACUGCGACUCCUAAAGACAAUGUUACUACAUCUACAACUAUUCCAAGGUUGCCAAGGGAAGAGGAUAGUCAUAGUUCGAAGUGGCUUGUAUUGUUGUUCGUCAUUUCCUUUGCUUCAGGAGCAGCUGCAGGAGCUGUUAUCUAUCUAAAGAAAUUUUUCCAUAAGAACGAUAGAGAUACAGGGAAGUUCCAGCAGUUAUCACAAAUGCAAGCUCGUGAUUUCUUGGAUGAUGAUGAUGAAGAAUCCUUUGUUCGUCACGUUGCCCAUAAUGAUGAUGAUGCUCAUCGUUGAGUAUAGGUGACGGAGAAAUGUACGCCAGCACGAUCAGUUUUGUGGAAGGGGGUAAUGGGGCUGCUGAUUCAAGGUUCUGAUGGGGAAUGUAAGCUUGUAACUUCGAAAAUAUUAGAUGAUCCUUAUCGCAGAAUCUGUUUAGUGAAUCCACUUUUGCAAAACCCCACCAAUAUUUUUCAGUUUAAUGUAGGAUUUACAUUUACAUGUACUGUUAUACUUAGCUGUGGAAAGAUCAGUUGGAAUCCAUGGAAGAACACUUAGUGGUAUUGGGCCUAUAAUCUAUUGGUACAAGUAGCAGUGGCAAAACCAGAAAUUCUACAUAUUGGACAAGAAGAUGAUUCAUAUGCAAGGACAUUUCUGUUUAGAAAUUCUAUAUUUGUACUACCAUUCAAAAUACCAAAUUUUUAUGAGAAAUGCAUUGUUAACAGAGUUGGGCA